Messenger RNA from Carassius gibelio (silver crucian carp), 2055 nucleotides. Its product is annotated as probable inactive glycosyltransferase 25 family member 3. The transcript has 12 exons. NCBI's taxonomy places the organism in Eukaryota, Metazoa, Chordata, Actinopteri, Cypriniformes, Cyprinidae. Bases 132 to 1907 code for a protein of 591 amino acids. The record is from RefSeq and is a predicted model, not a curated record.
GAACACGUUGGCUCCUCCGGGGAGAACGGAGGUUUGAAGGGGAGUGUGAAGUUUAGGGAAGAGCCCUCUUCUGCUGCUGACGCGGAUGGGACUGUUUGAGCAACGACGCCGAGGACCACCGAAUUCCAGUCAUGUUAUCUUGGAUUAAAAGUGUUUGGACCAUUUUAGCGGUAGCACAAUGUUACUUUUCAGAGGGAAACUAUACUGAAGAGUCAAAGACGCAUCCGCCCACAGUCGUUAUAGCAAUCAUAGCACGGAACGCCGCUCAUUCUUUACCCUACUACCUCGGAGCCCUCGAGAGAUUAAACUAUCCUAAAGAGCGCAUCUCUAUCUGGUUGGCGACAGACCACAACAUUGACAACACAACAGCAGUCCUGCGAGAAUGGCUCACAGUCAUGCAAACACAGUAUCACUAUGUGGAGUGGAGACCUUUAGAUAAACCCGUAUCCUAUGUAGGUGAGCUGGGGCCCAAGCACUGGACUAAUGACCGCUAUGAGUAUGUUAUGAAGCUCAAACAGGCAGCGCUGGACUUUGCCAAGGAACGCUGGGCUGACUACAUUCUGUAUUCAGACGCAGACAACAUCCUGACUAAUCCAGACACACUGCAUCUCUUGAUGUUGGAGAAUAAGUCAGUCAUUGCCCCCAUGCUGGACUCACAGUCAGGCUACUCCAACUACUGGUGUGGCAUCACUCCACAGGGUUACUAUCGUCGUACUGCUGAAUACUUCCCCACAAAACAGCGGCAAAGGCUGGGCUGCUACCCUGUGCCGAUGGUCCACUCCACUAUUCUGCUGGACCUGCGCAAAGAGGACACCAAGAAAGUGGCCUUUCACCCCCCUCACAAAGACUACUCCUGGCCCUUUGACGACAUCAUCGUUUUUGCCUUCUCCUGCAGGAUAUGGGAGGUGCAGAUGUAUCUGUGCAACAAGGAGCGUUACGGGUAUCUGAACGUACCUGCAAAGCCUCAUCAGACCGUGGAGGACGAUCGGAUCAAUUUUGUCCACCUUUACCUGGAAUCUCUGAUCCACGGGCCGCCAAUGUAUGUGUCUCGCCAUGUCCACGUUCCUCCCAAACAGUCUGAUCUCAUGGGCUUUGAUCAGAUCUACCUGAUAAACCUGCGCAGACGUCCAGACCGCAGGGACAGGAUGUUACGGUCACUGUAUGAGCUAGAGAUUGAUGCUAAAGUUGUGGAUGCUGUUGAUGGAGCAGCUCUGAACAGCAGCGAUAUUAAGAUUCUAGGUGUUGAUCUCUUACCUGGUUACUACGACCCUUUCUCCGGCCGCACGCUGACCAAGGGAGAGGUGGGCUGCUUCCUGAGCCACUACAACAUCUGGAAAGAGAUGGUAGACAUGCAGCUAGACAAGGCGCUGAUUUUUGAGGACGAUGUGCAUUUCCAAGUCAACUUCAAACGUCGCCUGAUGCGUCUGAUGGAGGAGGUGGAGCAGGUGGAGCUGGACUGGGACAUCGUAUACCUGGGCAGGAAGAAGGUGUACCCUGAAGAGGAGGUCCCAGUGGAGAAUGUGAGGAACCUGGUGUACGCUGAUUUCUCCUACUGGACGCUCUCUUACGCCAUCUCUCUUCAGGGAGCUCAGAAGCUCCUCAACGCCGAGCCGAUAUCCAAGAUGCUUCCUGUGGAUGAGUUUCUCCCCAUCAUGUAUGAUAAGCACCCAAAUGAGGACUACAAAUCCCAUUUUCCCAAUCGGAAUCUGAAGGUGUAUUCCACACACCCCCUUCUGGUGCAGCCCUGCCAUUACGCCGGUGACCCGGAGUGGGUGAGCGACACAGAGACCUCUACGCUGUGGGAUGACGACAAUGUGCGCACGGACUGGAGGGGCUCGCAUAAAACUCUCAAGGGCUCUCAGCCACCGGCCGGCCUGCAGAGCGCCACCCACAAGGACGAGCUGUGAAGUACUGCCCCAAAGCCACAGACAUGAACGAGUGAGCAGCUGUCCCUCAUCACGGAGACCUCAGACCUGUGGAAGAGACGAGGGAGGCCUGGGACCAAUCCUUAGGAGGAGACUACCACUCGUUUUUUCUUGUUUUCCAGUAACAAUA